This is a messenger RNA of Pseudocercospora fijiensis CIRAD86, 687 nucleotides long. RefSeq lists its product as uncharacterized. Bases 1 to 687 code for a protein of 228 amino acids. The record is from RefSeq and is a predicted model, not a curated record. Gene Ontology annotation, cellular component: cytoplasm. Gene Ontology annotation, biological process: regulation of translational initiation. The transcript is spliced from 2 exons. Lineage: Eukaryota; Fungi; Ascomycota; Dothideomycetes; Mycosphaerellales; Mycosphaerellaceae.
AUGUCACUAAAGCGCAAGCACUCCAACGAUGAAGCUGAUACUGGAGAGGCAGACCUUUUCCAGUCAGAGCCAAUCGAAGAUCGCAAGAGCACAUUCGUGGCCUACUUCUCGCCAAGUUUGAAGCCGAAAGACCUUCAGAACCUCCCAGUCAUCGCCAAUGCAGAUCACAAGAUACUGGCCUGGCGCAAAGAGUCGAAUCAGCAAUCGAUCACGAAGGCAAAACAAUAUGUGACCGGCUCUGAUGAUGAUGGCGAGAAAUAUGCUGGAAAGAAGGUCGAGAAGGUCCUGGAAGCUCUACAGGCAGAAGGCGCUUGUGUUGUCGCUCGAUGGUGGGGAGGUAUCAUGCUAGGUCCUGUGAGGUUUACACACAUAGAGAGUUGUGCGAGAGAUGCCGUUCGAGAGUGUCAAACCCAGCGUGCCGAAGCUCAGAUGAAGAAGAGGCGAAUGGAGCAAGAGAAAGUUGAACACGCCCAGCUGGCGAAGGCGCUCGUCGAACAUCCGCCAAAGACGGAGAUCCCAACUUCCAGUGCGAAGCCGGCUAUGGACUACACGGCUAUGCCACUUGAUCGACUGAGAGCGCUAGACAAGGCAAGAGACGCUACAAUAGGCUUUUUGCUCAAGAGAAUCGACAAAGCUGAAGCGGAUCUUGCGGCCAUGAACGAGGAAGAUGAGUCGCCGAAAGAGUGA